UCGCCUGCUGUGUGAUUUCUAAAAGAGUGUGUGUUUAUGAAGUCUCCCAGGUUGUUGUUUAACAGACCCCAGUGCAGCGCCAGAUUAGGGCCCAAUAAGGGAAGAGGUGAUGACGUUUGCUGUUAAGAGAAAAAGAUGUGAAUUCCAGGUCAUUGUCUGUGGCAAUGUCUCGUGUCAGUGGGUUUAUGUUUAUAAUGCUUUUGCUUUUAUAACCUCAUAUGCAAAUUUGUUGUUAACUUUGGUCGUAAAAUGUAAACAUAAAUGGAUCGGGUUUGGAGGGACUUACACGAGCUAUGAGUGGCAGGAGUCUAAUCUUAAAGCUUAAUCUCCAUGGCCAUAAUGCUUUAUGACAUGCCCGGAAUGGACCAGUAACAGUGGAUGCGGAUGGCACCAGGGCAAAGAUUAAUCAGCGGCACAUUAUUUAAAGGCCAUCAUAAGACAAAGUCCCUGAGUUGACUCCGUUUCGGCCAAAGGAUGAGGCAGCUUAGAUGUUCUUGGAGCUUCGUGAAACCCCUAAUCAUCAUCAGCACACCACUGGCAUUACUACCGCUGCCACUGGUCAUCAAAACAAAGGAAGCAGAAUGUGCGUACAUCCUGAUAUUAAUGGCUGUGUACUGGAUGACGGAGGUCUUGCCUCUGUCUGUAACGGCACUUCUCCCAGCGCUGCUUUUCCCUCUUUUUGGGAUCAUGAAGUCCUCCCAGGUUGCAUCUACAUAUUUCAAAGACUUCCACUUGUUGCUUCUUGGGGUCAUCUGUCUAGCAACAGCCAUUGAGAAAUGGGGUCUUCACCGAAGAAUUGCCCUCAGAUUGGUGACUACGCUUGGAGUCAACCCUGGCAUGUUGAUGCUGGGGUUCAUGGUUGGCUGUGCUUUCCUCUCCAUGUGGCUGAGCAACACCUCAACUGUGGCGAUGGUAAUGCCAAUUGUGGAGGCAGUGAUCCAGCAGGUUUUGAAUGCAAAUGAAGAGGCAAGCAAAGACCACAAGGGGGCGUUAAAUGGCAUCUCCAACCCUGCGCUUCAGCUUGAAGAUAUUGAGGCCCAGUAUGACCAGUCUGAGAAGAUAAAAAGCAUUGAAGCAGGCAUUACGGAGCCAGUUCAGACAGCUCCUGAGGAACCAGAAACUGUUAAGACACCAACUCCACCGUAUAAUGGGAAGUACAGGACCCGUGAAGAUCACAUGAUGUGCAAAGGACUGUCACUUUGCAUUGCCUACUCCUCAUCCAUUGGGGGGCUGACCACAUUAUCAGGAACAUCCACAAACCUCAUCUUUGCUGAAUACAUCUAUCAGUACUACCCAGAAUGCACCAUUGUUAAUUUUGGAAACUGGUUCGUGCUUUGUCUUCCCAUCUGCAUAAUUAUGCUGAUUUUGUCAUGGCUAUUCCUGCACUGGAUGUUCCUCGGAUCCAACUUUCGUGCCAGUCUGUGCACCAGACAGCAAACCGAAAAGGAAAAAAUCACUGCCAGAGUGCUUCGGGAUCAGUACAACUCACUGGGGCCCAUAAGAUGCCAGGAGAUUAUCACCUUGAUCAUCUUCAUUCUGAUGGCAAUAUUGUGGUUUACGAGAAACCCAGGUUUCAUGCCAGGCUGGUCAUCACUGUUCCCUAAUUACCAAGGUUAUGCUACGGAUGCCACUGUAGCGCUGUUGCUGGGUUUCAUGUUCUUCCUCAUCCCUGCACACAAACUAAAAGCCGAUCACUAUGAGGCCUUGAUAACGUGGAAAGACUUCCAGGCCUGUAUGCCAUGGGAGAUCAGUCUGCUCGUGGGUGGCGGUUUUGCUUUGGCUGAAGGCACAAAGAUUUCUGGUUUAUCGUCCUGGGUUGCUGAAUUGCUGACUCCCUUGGGAAGCCUUCCUCCUUUAGCCACCGUCACCAUUGCCAGCCUUAUUGUCACCUCUAUCACAGAGGUGGCCAGCAAUGCUGCCACAAUGACAAUCUUUUUGCCUAUACUGGCCCCCUUGGCUGAGGCAAUUGGAGUCAACCCUCUGUACAUGCUGAUUCCCACGGCCCUGUCUGUGUCCUUUUCGUUCCUACUUCCAGUUUCUAAUCCUCCUAAUGCCAUUGUCUUCACAUAUGGUCAUCUGACAAGCAUGGACAUGGUGAAGGCAGGUCUGGGUGUAAACGUUAUAGGCAUUCUUACAGUCCUAUUAGCUCUCACAACAUGGGGAACACCUCUGCUUAACCUGGACACCUACCCAGACUGGGCACCAGUGGUAAACAACACUGGAGUAUGACCAUCACUGUGAAAAUUAUAGAAAUGUGAACAGUUUAGUUUUAAAAUUACAUGGGAUCCCUCGCAGUUGGUUUAACUGUUAACAGGGCAAAGUCCACAAUCCAAAUGUUUUACUUGUUUGGAUCACUUGGACAAGAAGGCAUGACCAGCUUGCCUUUAGAAAUACAUCAGACUGAAUGGUUUGGGUUCCAGGAGAUGUUCAGUUUGAACGUCAUUGUUUAUAUGUUUUUGUAUUAUAAGCAGUUUUAAUAAUCUUUGGCCUUGUUUACACCUGGUAUUAAGAAGCGUUUUCGUCAAACCAAUUACAAGUGUACGACACUAAAUACAGGUGUAAAUGGUGUUUUGAGCUUGUCCACUUUCGAACACUUCCAGAGGUAGUCGAAAACGCAUUCGACCGGAUUGCUUUCGUAGUGUAGACGCUCGUGGUCAAAUGUGUUCGAACAACCACAAAAGACCCCUACUCUUCACCUAUUGACCUAAUGUGUAAACAUUAUGCAUUAAACUUUGUCAGCUGAAGACCUAAGUUUGGUUUGAAGAUGAAAAACGUACCAAGCACAAAGUUCUCUUACCAUUCCUGAUUUCUAACAUGCACUCACAGCAUUCUUGCGGCUGUCAGAGCAGAAACGGAAGCUGAUGUUCGCCGUAUGUUUUUCUGUCGUCUCCGGUCGCGUUCAUAUGUAAAUUGUGUGAGCUUAUUUCGUCCAUUUUAGAUCUGAAAAAGCCCAUACAUUUACCCACUACCCUCCCCUCAAAGAAAUCAGAAAUGGUCAAAAGUGGACAAAAGAGAAAACAAAAGAUUAAAACACCAGGUGUAAAUGGGAAUGUGUCUCACUCGUCUACUUGUGAUCCGAUCGACCAAAACGCAUCUUAAUACCAGGUGUAAACAGGGCCUUUGUGAUCAUUGUCUCAAGUCUGUGAUUCCUUUUGCCAUUUACUCUUUUGAGAGGUUCAAAGAGACUAGUAAAAGCUGUUUAAAACAGGAUGCUUUGGUGAACAAUGUAUGUGCACAAUUCAACAGUGCAAUGUUUAUACAAAAUGUAUUAUAUAAAAAAUAUUUCUUAAGCUUUAAGCAGAAUUUGCAUGACAGGCUUCGUCCCAUCGGUUAACAUAGCACUUAAUGUUUUAUAUGAUUGUAUAUAUUUUGUUACACUCUAGCAUGUACAUAUAUACAGAUAAGUGAACUGUAUAAGUAGAAUGUUGACAUUACAUUGUGAACAAAAGAGAUCAAAAGUAGAGACAGACAAAAAAUGUUCAACUUUAGACACUGACUUAACACAAACUUGCACACAACAGUGGCCAGCAAAUAAUAGCUAUUGAUUUUAGGUGAGUUACUCAGCUGUUUGGCUUCUUGCAAAAAGUGGGCAUUCCUAGCUUUUGCUCCUGUUGAGUUUCAAGGGAGUCAGUCAGAGUAUUCGAUAGUUUUUAGUUUUUCACAGUAGUCAACAUUUGAAGUGGAUCAAAACCUUUCAUCAAAGUUGUCCUAAAACCUUCUUCUUAGCACAACUUUGAUGAACUUUUUUGAUCCACUUCAAAUGUUGACUACUGUAGUUCAAAGAACAUAGACAUUUUUUUUUUUAAAUCUACAAUGUGUUUUUGUUUGUUUCAAUACUAUUUUAAAAUUCACCUCACAGAAUACUGCAUGGAAACUCAGCAUUGAGUUUUGAUAACAUCUAUUGCUCAUAUGUGCUUCUUGUGAGAUGUUUCUUGUUACGACUAAAACUGUGAGACAGUUA
Molecule: messenger RNA, 3961 nt
Organism: Ctenopharyngodon idella (grass carp)
Lineage: Eukaryota; Metazoa; Chordata; Actinopteri; Cypriniformes; Xenocyprididae
Gene: slc13a1
Product: solute carrier family 13 member 1
Exons: 15
Coding region: 475-2229 (584 amino acids)
Biological process (GO): monoatomic anion transmembrane transport
Cellular component (GO): membrane
Molecular function (GO): sodium:sulfate symporter activity
Source: RefSeq, a predicted model, not a curated record